Molecule: messenger RNA, 884 nt
Organism: Pocillopora damicornis (cauliflower coral)
Lineage: Eukaryota; Metazoa; Cnidaria; Anthozoa; Scleractinia; Pocilloporidae
Product: TM2 domain-containing protein 2
Source: RefSeq, a predicted model, not a curated record
ACCACCCGGGUGGUGCUGGGAUAUUGCUCUCAAAACAAACAUGGCGGAAAGAGUACGACCCUUCGCUACAGCAUUCUUCGUCGUGUCCUUUCUUGUAAGUAAAACCAUUGGUGAAGAUGAAGGCGAGAAGUAUAACCCGAAUGGUCCGCUUGUGAACUGCAGUUACUUACCUAUAGACUUUCUUGAAUGUGAUCCACCACAUGAUUUUACAUCAAAUAAAACUGCACAAGAGGAGUCAGGCUAUGGAUGUUCUAAAUUUGGCGGUUCAAGGUAUGAAGACGUUCAACACACACGGGUAUGGUGUGAAGUUUUAUCUGGAAUUGAGUGCUUUGGAGAAAGAAAAUUUCUCAGCUUAGAAAAAUUUCCCUGUAUCAAGUAAGUUAAUUUUGAGUUAUUAUCAAGAUGGAACAACUUUCAGGGGUGUUACUGAGUUUUCUACAACUUACGUGUAGAUCGUGAUCAUUUAUUGUUUAGCGUCCUGAAAUUGCUAGUAAGAGUUACAUAUCCAUUGUUUCUUAUGGACUGUUUCUCCUCUAAGCCAGGCUUUUUUUCUUCAAAUAUGUCUUUUUUCAGUCACUUCUUUAUUUACUCAUUCAUUCAGUCAUUGAGAACCACUCAUAUUCGAGCAUAUUUUAUCGAUACAAUUACAAACAUAACUAGCAAAAGACAAAGCAAAUAGGGCGCCAGAUAUUAACACGUAACAAAUAGAUCACUGAAGACAGAGUCCGAGAUAUUACACGUAACAAAAAAAACACAAGACAAGCAGCACGCGAGAUCCUGCAAGUAACAAAUAGAAACCAGCACAGAGAUUUAAAGCGCGUAGGAUUUAAAACCUAAAAGUUUGGUUCCAAAACAAACAGUGCGUGAGAUACUUCUCGUAACAA